This is a messenger RNA of Sphaerodactylus townsendi, 1107 nucleotides long. It is a transcript of the gene RPAIN, whose product is annotated as RPA interacting protein. NCBI's taxonomy places the organism in Eukaryota, Metazoa, Chordata, Lepidosauria, Squamata, Sphaerodactylidae. Bases 121 to 990 code for a protein of 289 amino acids. Gene Ontology annotation, cellular component: nucleus; PML body. The record is from RefSeq and is a predicted model, not a curated record. Gene Ontology annotation, biological process: protein import into nucleus. The transcript has 7 exons.
GCUAGAUAUAGGGCUGGACAGACACCCCAGUCCUUGCAGGAGCACGACACUUUCAGAACCACCGCUGGAAGUUCCUCCCAACCUAAGCAGAAGGGUCGCGCUCGGACUACAAUUCCCACAAUGCCACGGGAGGGCGGCUUGGCUUCGUUCUUGAGAAAAGCUACCCGAGGAGGAGUUUCCCAUCAUGCAUCGGGCGCCGGAGUCCUUUUGCUGGACUACGUUUCCCAGUGUGCUUCAGGGAAGGCGAGGUGGAGGAGAGGCGGCAAUCGGACCAGCUGUUCGGAAGCCGCGGUUAUGGCGGAGUCGCUGGAGUCGCUGCUGCGGCAGCAGCGCCGGAGCCUCUACAAGGGUUUCCGGGCUCCGCCUUGGAAGGAGACCUACCGGCAGCGCUGCGUGGAGAGGCUGAAGAACAGUCGGGCCAGGCUGUUAGACCGAUACCGCCACGUGGGAGAGAAUGCCGCCAUUGGUGGAGGAACUUGGAGCUCCCUUCUGGUACAGGAGGUGAUGGAGGUGGAGUGGCAGGCCUUGCAGUCAGUGGAUGCCCAGCUGCCAUCCCUCCGGAAGAACACAACUUCCCUCCACGUCUUGGAAGACUCUGAUGAACUGGCAGUGUUGGAGGAAAUCCAGAAAGAGCUGAUUUUGCAAGAACAGCUGGCUAUAGAGGAAUACGAACAAAGCCUGCGGUUCGAUGAGGAGUGCCUCAACGCGAUGCUCGAGGGCUUAGAUGCUGAACGCAAAGUGAUCUGCCCGGUUUGCCGAAGGAAUAACCUCUCUGUGAUGAGUCACGUGGUCACCUGUACAUGCGGACUGUGCAUCGGCACACAGGGGAUGACUGAAGAAAGGCUUCAGUUGCUGCUAGGAGAUGGGCUAACAGAACAUAGCCAACACUGUCGGCACAGUCCUGAAUUUUCUGUAACUAGCGGGAUGGAUGGAGAAACCAACCUUCUCAUGAGCUGUCGGGUUUGUGAUUUUUUGGCGGUUAUUCUGUAACCUCCGCUGUGCUGAACUGUCUUGUGGGAAAGAUGCUGCCGACUCGCUUUUCUACCUGAGCUUGAGACGUUUGGGAGGCAUUUUGUAAAUCUUGUUAAUAAAUGUACAUGUUCUCAA